AAAGCUCAGGGGGCGUGAAAGAGUCUAGGCGCUGGAGCCCAAAGCCAGAGAGAGCUGCAGAGAGCUGCCAGCUGCACCGAGCGUGUUCCGCAGCUGUAGGCACCUGUCGUCCUGCCUUCGAUGGCUCCUCCCUCCGUCCCCCUGGUCCUCCUCCUCAUCCUCUUGCUGGGCCUGGCAGAGACUCCAGCAUCCGCACCUGCCCACCGGGGACGAGGAGGCUGGACCCUCAAUAGUGCUGGCUACCUUCUGGGUCCCGUCCUCCACCUUCCCCAAAUGGGUGACCAAGACCGGGUGAGGGAGACAGCCCUUCAGAUCCUAGACCUGUGGAAGGCCAUCGAUGGGCUCCCCUACUCCCACCCUCUGCAGCCCUCCAAGAGGAACGUGAUGGAGACGUUUGCCAAACCGGAGAUUGGAGAUCUCGGCAUGCUCAGCACGAAAAUUCCCAAGGAGGAAGAUGUCCUGAACUCAUAGAUGUCUCCGAAUCCCUAUUCCUAUCCUUCUUCUCCAGCUCCUUCUGUUUCCUCUGAAACCCUUUCUAGGUACCCUACGCUGAGACUAAGAUCCUGAAGUUAAAUACCCAGGUCUCAUGAAGACAUUGUAAAGCAUUUGAAUUAUUCUAAAAAAUUUCUGGAGUUUCUUAGGUUUUAUUGAUUCAUCCUUGAAAUCAGUAAUUCGAGGACUAGUUGGAAGAUUCUGGGGUAAUCAGGGAAUAUUCCUGCAACACAUUUAAAGGAAUUGUGUUCUUUUGGAAUCAUCCCACGAGCUAUUGCAUAAU
Messenger RNA from Nomascus leucogenys (northern white-cheeked gibbon), 775 nucleotides. It is a transcript of the gene GALP, whose product is annotated as galanin like peptide. Lineage: Eukaryota; Metazoa; Chordata; Mammalia; Primates; Hylobatidae. Gene Ontology annotation, molecular function: hormone activity. The record is from RefSeq and is a predicted model, not a curated record. Gene Ontology annotation, cellular component: extracellular region. Gene Ontology annotation, biological process: behavioral response to starvation; antimicrobial humoral immune response mediated by antimicrobial peptide; defense response to Gram-negative bacterium.